Molecule: messenger RNA, 5878 nt
Organism: Porites lobata
Lineage: Eukaryota; Metazoa; Cnidaria; Anthozoa; Scleractinia; Poritidae
Source: the annotation of a GenBank genome assembly
AGCAUUAUAUGUGACUGUGCAAAAGAGGCCGAAAGGAAAGGAUAUCGUGUUUUUGGUAUUCAAUUUUACGGAGAAUGCUGGGGUAGCCAUUCCUUCAUCCCGAGCCGUCGCUACAGACCGGUACGACGCUGCAUUGAUGAACAAUUCAAGAAAUGUGCCAAGAAUGGAUCGAACACAACAUGUACUGGGGAGAAUUGGGCAAAUUUCAUUUAUAAGUUACAGCAGGUCUGUGUUUGGUUUACUUUUGCUUGUUUCUUUAUUGACAAUUUUGAGGUUUGCGCUGGGUCAGUUAAAAUUGCUAAGACCGUUUUGUGGGACGAAUUUUGACCCCGCCUUCUAGCACAACUCUUUAAUAGUCACCAGCACACGAGACAAUAAGCAAGUGAUAACGUCCCCAAACAUUUCCUGGCCAUGUUCUAAAUCAGCGGAAAAUAGUACGACUUAUGAACGCAAAAGCUCUAAAGAAAUCUUCCUAGGGACAGCAAAACCAUGGCGGACAGCAGCAAGCCACUUGUUGCUCUCUGAAGGAGACAUACUUAGCGCAUCAGGGUCUUUGAGAAUUCGACUGUAUUAGUAAAAAAAAAGUUGCAUUUCUGACUCUAUUUUUGCUGUUUGGAACACAGCAUUUGUAGUAGGUCGUGCUGUUCCUCCAGACGACCACAAGAAGCUUUGUGACUGCAUAUCGUGCCCAGUUUUUCACACGUUUAGAACUUAGCGAAUCAACAACCCAGUCUCAUGGGAAAUCUCGUAGGGUUUGUCAAUAAGGGGUACAAAGAAGGGGCUGUGAACGGGGAAUGUCGGGAAACAGGGAUUUACCUUCCUUCUGGUAAAAUGGGAUUCUAAUUCAUUGGGACUUGCGUUUCAACACGAAGUUUUGCAACUAAUGGCUCGAGUUUGAAUUUGGCACAAACUUUGAAUGGGACAUGGCGAUAUGUGUACCCCCACUCACCACAUGCUGACAGGAAGGUUUGCCUGACAUUUUAUGUUUGGUGUAAUAUGACUGUUCACUUUAUAAGCUUCAAUAGCCCACGUUCGAUAUAUUAAAAUUUAAACAUGACUUCGAGGCUUUCUGGUCAAUCGGUCUUUAUUUGGUUUGCAUGGUUUUCUUUGUGCUCAAUUCUUUUCUGAGUAUUGUGAGACAAUUGGAGUCAUGACAACUUGCAAUUUUGACCCUAAAGUCUCGGAGUCAUGUUAGAAUUUUAAUAUAUCGAACGUGGGCUAUUCUUUGUUAACUUUUGUAUUAUUUUUCAAUAUUUUUCAGCCACCUGCGUCCCACCGAAUAGGGCAAAAAGGUAUCAUUAGAUCUUCUCUUACUUUUAAUUUUCACUUGAUCUGGAGAGUGUUUUCUCUUUCCCUGUACUUUUCAAAGAUCUCGUAACCUGCGUGAACGGCAUUUGGGCAAAAGGGGAGGAAAAAAAGAGAAUCUUGAUGCGUGAGGGAGGAGAGAAGGCGAUGCCUUCAAAAGGGGCAUUGUUCGACCAGUCAGUUUUACGCUCUGUUUCUCAGCGUAAAAAUAUUGCCAUUGGUUAGAAUUAAAAUCCUCAGUUUAAAUUUAAGUUAAAAUUAUGGGUCCAUUAAAAGUACAUAAUAUCUCUUGCUGAUUGGUUUGAAUAUCAGCUGUUCCCAAAUUUUUAGCGAUAAGAUUCCAACUUCCAAUCUUGUAAAAUGGACCUUGAGCUGAUUAUCCUCCAUUCCUCGCGCGUCCGAUACAUCCUUUUUAGAUCGACUUCAGAAUAUUAUCUAUAUCAUUGCCUUGAAACUGUUCCGCACUGACUGAUUCAGAUCUUCAAGUACGUGAUCAGGGUCCCGCUCAUCCAGACACUGAGAAACGAUGGUCGCCCGGCCUCGAAAAUAUUAUUUCUCAGCCCCGCGUGCCUCUUUGGCCAAAAAGUAUGGAUGGGGCCCGAGACCCAGAGUUCCACUGCUUCCUCCCCUAAAAUCCCCCAACGUUGCUACGCGCGGAACAAAAAGUCCUUUAUUUUUAACAGGCAUAUGUCUAUACCUUUUUGGAGGUAAUACUAAACGGUUUGAGUAGCAAAUCUAAUUCGCCAUCAUAAAGUUGUGCUUAUAAUUUCUUGCAUUCUUUUGGAUAAGUGGAUGCAUGCACCAACCACACUUGUGAGAAUGGAGCGACCUGUAAGGUGACGGGAAAGGACAGUUACAGAUGCCAGUGCCCCAAUGGGUACUUCGGGAACAAUUGUGAAAAAGGUACCGCUGAUAAGAACGGAAAAAAUUGGGCAGCUGCCUUGGUUCUUCUAAGUCAUUUAUUGAGAAAGAAGAGGCUAGAGUUUGUGUAUAUACAUGUUGUGGUUCAGUUAUAUCCGUUGUUUAAAUUUUAUUUUCCUUUGUUUCAAACUCAUAAUUAUUUGUGAACAUCGCGACGUAAUUGGCCAAUCAGAUCAAUAACCAGAGUAUAAUACCAUUUACUGAGGUGAUACAAUUCACUUUGACUCUGAAGAUGACAACCGCACAGGUUGUCGAAACGUCAGUCACUGUCAACAACAACGGUCCUAUUCAGGACUGAUCAGGACUGCGUUCACCCGGACGAUCAAACUCAACCUACUUUUCAUAAUCAUUUAUUAGCAUGAUCACAAGCAAACUAGGAAAACAGGAAGGAAGAUAAAAUUUAAACCAGGGGCUGAUAAAAGUAAGCCACAACAUAUAUGUUUGUUUCAGUUCACUCGCGGACAAGAGUUUUCAUUCAUGCUUUUCCUGGCCAAGUAUAAAAACAGGGGCACCCAACGAGAAUAUAGCUCAAAACCACUUAAACAUAGCAUUGUUAAACGUAUUUUAGUAUUUAAACGGUAAAUAUAGACAUAUUUUUAUCCCCUAAAAAUUUUUGAUCUGUUCGGAUUUCCUAGCUGAAAGUCUAGUGAUUCGAAAAUUAUAGGGAUCAAAACGUACCUUUUCGAAAAUUUUAGCCAGAAAAAAGGCUUCCGAAAAUUGUAGGUGACCUUUUUAGGGUAAAAAAUCCGUUAAAAAUAGGCAGUUAUACCAUUUUUUAGAUGUUCGAAAAUUCUAGGAGAGGCAGACAAGCAAGAAAUUUUGCAAAAAAUGUACCGAAAAUUCUAGAUCUGAAAUCGUCUUCCGAACAGAUAUUUUCCGAAAAUUGUCGUUGGGUGCCCCUGUAAAAACGAAAGUAACUACGGCUCUUUCUUCAUAACGGAAGAAUAUACACUAUGACCAUCAAAGAAACAGCCUGCUGAAGGGGUCCUUGGGUUAACCGAAAGCAACACAAACGAAAAACAAAAUAGAAAAACAACGCAUGCUUAUAUGUAGGCUUAGGCUUUGCUUGCGCGGACUUAUCAGUUUUCGCCCGCAAAGAAUUUGUAUUGGCGCAUGUCGAAGGAGUUUACCAUUUUAAUGAUUUAUUUUAGUGGAUGCUUGCACCAAAGCCCCUUGUAAAAAUGGUGGAAACUGCGUAGUAACCGGAGACAAAAAAUACAGUUGUUCUUGUACCAAGGGAUUCUUUGGAGAAAAUUGCGAGAAGGGUACGUAUUCGAGGCCCAGAGGGCUUGUAAUGUUAUUAUGGUGAUUAUGACAGAUGAGUUAUAUUAAAAUGGGAUUUUGCUGACCUUACCUUUACCGAUGCCUUCCUCAGUAAAAGAAUAGUCAUUUAUCGUGGUAGUCUCUUUAUCGUAAGUCUUAGAUAUAGUGCCUUUAGGCGAAAAAUGUUAAAAUGGAGCAAGGCGUAAACAUAGCCUUGUCCUCUACAACUUUCUCCUUAUAGCACGGACGAGAGAGCGCCCACAAGGUGUGUGGAAGCUGAUGGGCUCGAAUUCUGUCGGAAACUCAAGAAUUUUUCAAUUCGUUCUCCCACUCUCGUGACAUGAUGACGACAGAUUUAUACGCAUCGCUUACUAUAAAUAAAUUUUACUUACUCUAUUGUUACAAUACUGACUCUUCUCUUAAUUUAGUGAAUCGGUGCGCUGAUAAACCAUGCCAGAAUGGGGGCCAAUGCAACACGACUGGAGAUAAAACAUACCGCUGUAAAUGUGUCCAGGGAUAUUAUGGAGUCGACUGCGAAAAAGGUGAAAAUCAGUUUGACUUUUCAUCGUUCAUUUAUUGGAGAUUAUAUACAUCACAUACUAGAAAAAAUUAAGGUUAGCCAUGCAGCGUAACUGACGGAGUUAUUUUUUCUGAGAGUAAGAGUUUUGAAAUCUUCGGAGUUAGGGUGAUGCUCACGACGGGACGAUUGACAACAACGAUUUUCAAAUCAAAGUACCCCCUCCUCCCAGAAAAAAAUCAGAGAAGGGGUCCCUUCUCCGAUUAUGUUCUGAGGUGGGGGGGGGGGGGUCUGUACAUAUGCUAAAGUUAAAGGUGUUUCGAUAAAGUUUUUCGGAGGCAAUACCAAGAGACCAUGCCAAGAUUUUGUACUAGUCAUAGAGAUAUGUAGGGUGCGCAUUAAUUCUUAAUUCGAAAAAGGAUUAUUUAUUAUUAACGAAGUAUAAACAGAAUUUGUUGUGCGACAGUGCAACAGCAGUCUAACAGCAGCGCAGGGUCUCUUCCCCUCUCUCCGCCCGGCUUCGCAGCAAUUUUGCCAAAAUGACUUUUCAAACUUUGUUCUCGCUAACGAUUCCGCCGGCUACGCAGAAUAGAUUAAAAUUUUAUCUCCACGAAAAAGAGUUUCUAUGUUUUGCGUACAGUCUAUACAACAUAUGAGAGUAUCCAAAUCUACUCAAAUGACUCUCUUUUUGAAUUCUAUGUAUUUAAGUCUACCAAAUGCCUUUUAUCGAGCUGCUCUAAAGCAAAUAAUGUCUUCCCUUCCUGCUUCGUAUCGUUCCCUGCGAUAUAAUCUGAUCGACGCAUGCUUUGGUGCGAUUUUCAUUUCAGACUGUUCAUUCCCAAUCGAUAUUGCACUCGCAAUAGACGCAUCUGGAAGCGUUGGAGACCGUUCUUUCCAACUGGUGAGGGAAUUUCUGAAGCUAUUUACACAACAUUUCGACGUGAGUCAUAUGGUACGAUUUGCCUGCCUGCACUAUGAUCACUUCGUUUACAAAGACUUCUCAUUCAAAGAUGAACAGUUUCGCAACCAUACUAACUUGGAGGAAAAGCUGCAGAAUAUGUCGUACCCUUCAGGUGCGACGCUGACCCACCAAGCAUUGAUAGAAGUUAUCAAGUUCUUUGGGAUUGGCAAUGGCGCGAGGAACGCUAGCGAGGUUCGUCGGGUUUCAGUUGUUCUCACAGAUGGAAGGACGUAUGGUGGAAAAAGGAAACUUAUUCCGCCAGUGGAUUACUUGAAGGUACGUUAUAAAUUACAAUGAUCAAGAGAAAAUAAAGAAAGAAAAGUUAACGGUUGUCUACCAUAUUCUUGCUGGUGGUUUACCGUUAAAUCAAAUGGUAUGCAAAAAAUUUAGCAAUUUAGGCCUGCGAAUUAAACAAUUCAGCACGAGUUCGUCGAGAAAGUUAGGACGGGACUAAGAGGAGAGGACUUUUAUCAUUAGCACAAAUAAUCAGAUCUAUUUACUAGAAAGUGGCACGCAAAGCUUGAAACUAAUAUCGAAGUUUGGUUUGAGGGAUCCGUUUGGAACAUUCGGACCGGCAAAUCGGGCAUAAUAUUAGAAAACGGUCAUUUUUUUGGGGGAAAUUUAUCUUUCAGGUAUUUUUUUUCAACUCGAAAAGCGUCUCGUCCUGCCUCAUAUGCUACCUACGCCAUCAUCUUUGUGAAAUAACAAUUGAUUAUGGCCUGGUUUGAUUGUCCUUUUUCUUUCAGAAAUAUCAGCACGUCAUCAUCGUUCCUAUUGGUGUGGGAUGGGCAGUCAGCAAAGAAGAGCUCCAAGUUAUGGCUGGCGAUCGUAGGCAUUAUGUGCUAGUGGACAACUUCGAUAAACUCGCUAAUGCUAUGUAUGAAGUCUUGGACCUUGUGUGCACUUGGUAA